GAGAGAACGGGGACUUCGCUAACCGGCUUUGUGGUUUUUCAUCCAGUCUUUUUUUAAUUACACUUGCCAACUCAGUCCACUACAGCUGAUGAUGCUCGUCUCUGAACACUGAUUUCAACUCGUUUUAUUCACCAAACCGAUCAUAUGAACAUAGACGAAUACAUUGAAGAAGAUGAGGAACCACCUUUGCUGCUCAGCUCUCGUCCUUCUCACGGUGUUCGGCUGUGGUGGGACUGCAGCAGUGCAGUGUCGGUGGGCGGAAGGGUGUGUGUGUCUGCAAUGCCCUGCUGGCCAGGAGCCUUCCAAGGCUUGUGGGCUGAUCCAAAGUCCAACAGAACAAGUGCAAUGUCAGUUGUGCCCGACAGGAAGAUUUUCAGGCGCAUUCGACUCUGAACUUUGCGCCCCACAUGCAUCCUGCAAGAUCCUCAGCCGUAAGGUUGCAACCCCUGGCACUGCAAUCUCAGAUGCUAUCUGUGGGGACUGUCUGCCUGGGUUUCACUCCGCUGCCACAGGGGAAGUUCCCACCCAAAGUCUGUGUGUGAAAACAUCUUUGCAUGUCAGAACGGUGCGUACAGUGGGUAAAGGUCCAUCCAGCGGUUCAGGAUUGCCGGUCAACGGCACAGUGGUACGCAGCGCUGAGGAGAAGACGGCAGAGUACGCCGUGUUUGCUUUGGUGCCCAUCUUUUGUGUGAUGGGCCUGUUGGGUAUCCUUAUCUGCAACAUCCUGAAGAAGAAGGGAUACCGCUGCUCUGCUGACAAGGAGGGAGGGGAUGAAGAAACUGCCACACCACUGAAAGAAGGUAACAAUUGUCCCUACAUAUCUGACGACCUGAAUGAAGACACCAUCAGUGUUCUGGUUCGCCUCAUCACUGAGAAGAAAGAAAAUGCUGCUGCGCUGGAGGAAUUGCUGCUGGAGUACGAGAGCAAACAGAUGGCCAUGAGCAAAGGCUCGUCAAUCAAGUUCCCGAUGCUGUCUCCCCUGUCCUCGUUCUGCUCCCUCCCCAGGCUGUGCCCCCAUCAGUCCCACCACCACACCAUCUCUGGCCUCUCCGGCCUGGCCCCCAAACACGGCUACCGCUGCACCCGCUGCGCCCAGAGAAAAUGGCCCGCUGUCCUGAUACCUCCCCUGGAUUCCUUUAAAGAUCCCCUGAAGCCCCCAAAGACCUUCAUCGUGCCCUCCCUGGACACAUCCAGCGACCAGCUGAAGAGGCCCCUCCUGGGGGGGAUGUUUGUCGACACCCGUCAUACACAAGCUGUUGUGCCAAAUACUGUACCGGAAAAGGUGGAAGGGAGUGAAGUGAAGGAGAGGAAGGAGGGAGAGCUGACGGUGUUGUCUGUGGGGAGAUUUCAAGUCGCUCAGAUCCCUGAGCACAAGCCUGUCACUGUGGAAACCAAGGCAUCAUCCCAGGAGCAGCGAAACUCCCUGUUUGGAGGGAAACCCUUUUGCUCCUCAUCAUCCGGCUUCAGGAGGUGAAGAGACAGAGAGACGGUGUAUGAUAACGCUACCUCGCUAGAAGAUGACCUCAUCAUUCGCUGACAACUUGACAGCUGGCAGGGAGGGUGUUUCUAGACGACUGACACCAAGAAACCCCAAGAACCACCUCAUGCUGAAAGAAGUUGUUUCUAUUCACGCGAUAAGAGGAAUAUAGCUGUAUUUAUUAUUACAUGAAAACAAUAGUGUACUUUACAGAUGUCUCAGAUGUACCAUCAUAGAAGUGUAACGUAGAAGAGAAAGGGGAGAGUAUGGCUCAAAACAGAUUGUCAACACCUGACACUAGGAGGAAGGAUGAGAGGGAGAAAGACAAGUUUGGAUCAUACAAAUGUGUUCUUAGCCCCACACAUGAAAGAUUACUACCUACACUACUUGUGUGAAGAGGACAAAACACUGUGGAAUACGUAACUUACAAAAAGACAAAGCUUAAACAGCAGUGAGACUGAAGUAAACCUAUUCAAGCAUGUACUACAUCUAAAAAAGAGGAAAUAUAAUGCCAAGUCGUCUGUAAUCAAGUGCCAUAUGAACUAAGAGUGAAGGUUCUCAUUACCAAAAGACUGAGCAAACCUGGCUUGGCUAAAAUAAAAACCUAUAUGAUUUUGGGUCAUAAGACACCUGAUUUAAGACUACAAUAGCACUACAGUAAGUAUUAUAAGUACAAAAUGUUAUGAAACUCAAUAUGAUUUUGUUGUUUUAAAUAUUUUUUAUUACAAGUUUAGUGAUCUAGCUCUUCUUCUUCUGCUCACAUAGGAUGUGCAGGUGAGUUGAGGUUUUAGACCUUGAAGUUUUUGAAUGUAGUCUUAACAGAAAAUGCACUCACUGAGUUCAGUGAACAUUUGAGAGAAACAUUCCCUCGGCGAUGUACACCUACCCACAGUCAGCAUUAAUACCAUUUGCAACUUUUAAGCUUUUAGACUAGUUCCAAGUAGGUGACCAGGGGCCAAAAUGUCUUCUCAGAGUGGACCCCCAGAUUUUUAUCAAAGCGAUUCUUUUCUUUUUUACAACAAUGCAUCCCAAUGGCAGUUAGAGGCUAAACUCUAACUGCAAAAGUUACAUUGGUAUAUAUCACUUUUGUAGAAUAGAACAUGUAAAUGAUUGUACAAAUGUAAAUAUGGGUGGGUAUAGAGCCAUAAACAUACCUGGCUUUUAGCAUUUUAGCAUCCCGUAUGUACGAAGUGAAAGACGACUGCACUGCAGCAAUAAGUGACACUUGUAGUCCAUCAAUAAAAGAAACGGUAAACUCUGUCACACCAUCAUACGUGUAAGCUGAAUUGCUGGUUUAAUUUACAUAAUAUAGGCCUAUAUGAUUCAUUUCACGUUUUGAGUGCAACAUUUCAGUGUUUUAGUCAUUAAAUUCUUUUUUUUUUAAAGUCAGACACACAUACAGUACACAUAGCCAGACUCAAGUUAUGCAAUCUCCAUGACUUUAAGAAACCACUCCCACAUAAAUACACACACAAGCAUUUUACAGUUUAAUUAAAUAAACCAACCAGUGGCUGCAGAGGAUUAGUGGUUGAGAUGCCUCAAAGUCUUGCAGCUCACUUGGCUUCAGUUUACAUCCUCAUGGGUUUAAACCAGUGUACUAUAAUCCUAGAGGUUUUUUAUUCACUAAUUUUCAUAUUUUCUUAUUACGAUUAUUACGUAGUUACGAGGACUACGUCAACAUGUCUCGAGGAUAUGUAUUGGUUGUUCUAUUACUAUUAUUAGGAUUAUUAUUGUUUUCAAGCUGAAGUGUUGCUGGUAGGAAGGAAGGAUGAAGAAAAAAACAUUCAUCUCAUCAUCUUUGUAGAUUGCAUUUAUAAUAUUUAAUUUUUCUGUAUGAUGUUUUUACUGUUGAAAUAAAGAAGAGGUGUAUUUUAAA
Molecule: messenger RNA, 3353 nt
Organism: Cottoperca gobio
Lineage: Eukaryota; Metazoa; Chordata; Actinopteri; Perciformes; Bovichtidae
Gene: relt
Product: RELT TNF receptor
Exons: 11
Coding region: 173-1474 (433 amino acids)
Biological process (GO): apoptotic process
Source: RefSeq, a predicted model, not a curated record